Molecule: messenger RNA, 2311 nt
Organism: Electrophorus electricus (electric eel)
Lineage: Eukaryota; Metazoa; Chordata; Actinopteri; Gymnotiformes; Gymnotidae
Source: RefSeq, a predicted model, not a curated record
CUGUGGAGGAGAGUCUAGUGAGGAUCCCAACAUGUGGAUGGGUGAGCGCAUGGUCCAGCCAUGAGCACUAUGCUGAGUCCCAAGAUCAGACAGACGAGGAGAGCCAGGUCUAAGAGCAUGGUGAUGGGAGAACUGACACGGAGCUCGAGUCGGCCAUCUUCCCCAGGCCUCCAAGAGAGGGCACUGAAGGCUGGCUGGCUGAAGAAGCAGCGCAGCAUCAUGAAGAACUGGCAGCUACGCUGGUUCGUGCUUCGCACUGACCAUCUCUAUUUCUACAAAGAUGAAGAGGAAACCAAACCACAGGGCUCCAUCCCAUUACAUGGCUGUCAAGUUAACGAGCUGAUGACCAAUCCAGAUGAACCUGGACGUCAUCUUUUCGAGAUAGUUCCAGGUGGAGAGAAGGACAGAUCAGCUCUGAGUCAUGAGGCCUUCCUGCUUAUGGCAAACUCUCAGAAUGACAUGGAGGAUUGGGUCAAAGCCAUCCGGCGCGUCAUUUGGGCUCCUUUUGGAGGAGGGAUCUUCGGUCAACAUCUAGAGGACACAGUGCUAUAUGAGAGGAAGUUUGGGCCCCGGCUGGCCCCUCUGUUGGUGGAGCAGUGCGUGGACUUCAUACGGGAGCAGGGGCUGAAAGAGGAGGGGCUCUUUCGCAUGCCAGGACAGGCAAACUUAGUCAAAGAACUCCAGGACGCUUUUGACUGUGGUGACAAACCUCUGUUUGACAAUAACACUGAUAUCCACACGGUGGCGUCUCUCCUGAAGCUCUACCUCAGGGAGCUGCCUGAGCCUGUCAUCCCCUUCAGCAAAUAUGAAGAUUUCCUCACCUGUGCCCAGCUCCUGCUCAAGGACGAGGAAGUGGGACUCAGCGAGCUAGCUAAGCAAGUGAAGACUCUUCCUCAAGCCAAUUACAACCUGCUGAAAUACAUCUGCAGAUUCUUGGAUGAAGUUCAGUCCCACUCAAAUGAAAAUAAGAUGAGUGUUCAGAAUCUUGCAACAGUGUUUGGACCAAAUAUCCUUAGACCUAAAAUCGAAGAUCCUGUCACAAUGAUGGAGGGAACGUCACAGGUACAGCACCUCAUGACACUGCUGAUCAGUGAGCAUGAAAGGCUUUAUGGUGGUGUGGAGUCCUGUGUGUCUGGCGAAGAGGGAGAGGCUUCUCCCCGUGGUCAGCGCAGCACGGUGGGAUGGCUCUCAGAGGAAUCAAACCAGCGCUGCCCCUCCUCCAGCCCUGCUUCCAGCAUCGCCAAUGCCACAUGCGGGAGUGCCACAUCCCUGGAUACAAAUGCAGGUGGACCCACCAGUGGCAGGCCGCCAUCGCAGGGGAAAGGCAUGCAAGCGGUCAGCCCCAGCAAGCAGCCCAGGACCCUCUCAUCCUGGAAAUGCACCUUCAAAGGAAGUGUGGUGCGUGCUCAGCCGGCCAAGAUUGGUGGUUCGUCUGUAGAUGUAUCGAGCCUGCCUGCCACCAGCAACUGGCUGAUGAACGGACUCUCCUCACUGCGAAGCCACCGGCGCACGUCUUCGGGGGAGCGUGUGGGCAAGGACUCACCACUCUCGCACCGCCUGUCCACCUAUGACAACGUGACCUCGUCCAGCCUGAGUGUGCCCAGCGUGGCCAGCACGCCCUGGUCCACAUCCUCCUGUGAGAUAUCAGUGUCCGAGUCAGUGUGCAGUGACCAGUCCAGGCUGAGCUCGAGCAGGGCUGAGUGGUCAGAGGCAGGCUCUGACCAGGCCGGGGUUGAAGGGAGGGCACCGGAGAUGACAAAGAGCGGCGAUGGGAUGGAGCUAUGCGUAAGAAGCACAGGGUGCUGUGAGAACGGGAAUGUGGAGGGUCGUGGGCAUGUGGCAGAAGAUGCUGAGGACAAGUCGUAUGCACUUAGCAGCCUAGUGACAGAGCUGAAAGAUGAACUGAAGAAGCAGAAGAUUCUUUAUGAAUCCCAAAUACGAAAACUGGAAGAGACAAGUGCAUCCCUGCAUGAGCAAGUUGACAGGCUAGAGGAGGAAUUAGACCAGGAGAAGAAGAAAUACAGAAUGUUGGAAAUUAAACUGCACAACUCAGAGCGGGCCCGUGAGGACGCUGAGAGGCGCAACCGUCUCUUGCAGAGUGAGAUGGAGGAGUUCUUCUCCACUUUAGGGGAUCUGAGUAUGGGAGCAAGGACAAGCAAAAUGUGACACUGAACAAACAAAGCCAGUGUUCUAGAGGGCACUGUAAAUCUCUUUACUCAUGUAUCAUGGGUAUUCUGAGUGGUUACAACACUGUUGAGAUUCAGUGCACCUUGAUGGCAUGGCACUCUGCAGAUGCAUGAGUGGACUGUGG